UGUGAGCGUAUCACCUGUCAAACGUAUAAGUAAUCAUAACGUGUCUUUCCAGUAGAAUAUGACGAAAUAUGUUACAUGAUUAUUUUUUUUCUCAUUACUGUAGUCCCAAGCAUAGAGUAUCCGGUUAUGUAUUAUUUUGAAAGCUCCUGCCGGAAUCCAAGUGUUUUCUGCAAGUAAGCGUGACACCUGUCUGCACGCAGUGGCACCGGCCAGUGCGGAAGGUUCGGGGAGACAAACCGGAUUAGGGCACCUCUACCUGGGGCAGAAAAGUGCUUCCCUUGAACCUGAAGGAGACACCGGGGGCUCCUCAAGCUUGACGCCAGCGAGCGGCGCGCGCCUACGGUGUGGAAGGAAGGAGGGUGCUGGCGGUGCCACAACACGGAGCACCUGGAUGAGCGGCGAGUACCGGGAGCACCGCGGGGACGAAACGCUCUUUUUCUCGGAUGCCUCAACGGUGAAGCAAGCGUGCACCAAGAGGGGUUGCUUUAUGGAAGAUUGUGGUCCUCUUCGGCCCGUCGUCGUGCACUUGUGUCCGGGAUGGGGAAGGAGCAGGAGCUGCUGGAGGCCGCCCGCACUGGGAACGUGGCCGUGGUGGAGAAGCUGCUGAGCGGCAAGAGAGGCAUCCUGGGCUCGGGCUCGGGUUCCAUUCCGCUGCCCAACCUACUGAGCAUGUGGAAGGGCCUCAACGUCAACUGCACUGACAGCUCAGGAUACACACCGCUGCACCACGCCGCUCUCAACGGACACAGGGAGGUGGUGCUGAAGCUGCUCCAGUUCGAGGCGUCCACCAAUGUGGCGGACAGCAAGGGCUGCUUCCCGCUGCACCUGGCCGCUUGGCGGGGCGACGUGGACAUCGUGCGCAUCCUCAUCCACCACAGGCCCUCGCACUGCCUCGUCAACCAGCAGAACCUCGAGCGGGACACGGCGCUGCACUGCGCCGCCCAGUACGGCCACUCGGAGGUGGUGUCGGUGCUGCUGCAGGAGCUGACGGACCCCACCAUGAGGAACAGCCGGCAUGAGACGCCUCUGGACCUGGCGGCGCUGUACGGACGCCUGCAGGUGGUCUGCAUGUUGGUGAGCGCUCACCCCAACCUCAUGAGCGUGCACGGGCGGCAACACACGCCGCUGCACCUGGCCGCUCGCAACGGACACCACAGCACCGUGGUCACGCUGCUGGAGGCCGGCAUGGACGUCAACUGUGUGACGGAGAAUGGCAGCGCCCUCCACGAGGCCACUCUCUUUGGGAAAACGGACGUCGUUCGCCUUCUGCUCGACUCAGGGAUUGACACUAAUCUGAGAGAUAGUCAGAGGAGAACGGCUCUGGAGAUCCUGAGAGAGCAUCCUGCUCCCAAAUCCCAGCAGAUCACUGCUCUUAUCCAAGAAUAUGUGACGGACGAGAUGGAGAGACGCAGCAUUGUGGAGGAGCCGGUCCGCAAAUGUCCCAUCCCCGCACCCAGAGCCUCCAUCUCCUCGCCCUCGGCCUCCCCUUCCCUCAAACACAAGAACGACGCUGUGACAAGUGAGCUGUCCAAGCUGCUCCAUGAGAUCAAAAAGUGUCGGGACAGAGACUACUCCUUCGAAGAGCUCUGCCACACCAUCUCCUCACACUCCAUGGACAGCUUUGGCAGCGGGCGGCUCUCGGACGACGAGCGUCUGGACGCCGCGCCCAACGGCACCUUGACACGUGUCACUGAGACCCCGCCCUUCCAGGAAGAGGAAGAUGAGUCCGACAGGAGUUGCGGCCCGGCCGGAUUCUGGGAAGCGUUGACGCCCUGCAACGGCUGCCACAACCUGGGCUUCUCGAACUUGUCGCAGGACGCCAAGCGCUCGGCGGAGGUGGUCGCAUCUCCCUCGCUGGACGUCUUCCUCCCCGACGACGAGGACAACCCUUACGAGUCGGUCACCACCGCCGUCACCCGCAAACCCUGCUCGUUGGACAUCAGCCACGCCUGUCCACGCAACGGUCACUUGUCCCAUGGAGCGGGAGCCCAUGAGGGGGAGCACGGUAACCAUGGAAACCACUCAACGGGCCCCACUCCAGACUGCUCGCCCCCCUCCCCCGACACGGCCCUGAAGAACAUUGAAAGAGUCAUCCGCCCACAGCCCAAACAGCGCACCUCCCUGUCCUCCUCACUGGACGUCCAGCGGACCGUCAAUCACAGCUGCGAGCCCAGCGAGGUGAGCUCGUCCCUGGGGUAUGCCAGCUUCAGCACCAGUCCCCCGGCCAGCCCCCCCUUCAGCCCCAACCAGGACCAGGACCAGGACCAGGACUCGGCCGGGUCCAACGACGACUGUCCCCUCGCAGACGACGCUCCCUACCCUCACGUGUCCCCCAACGCUGCGAUAGACGACCGCAGAAAGAGCCGCGUUCCGGAAGAAUUUGUGGGCCUCCUCCACGGAUCCUCCCCAGCCUGCGAGACCCCCGACACGCCUUACCACCUUUAUAGCCCCAAACCUAACAAACACCUGCAGGCGCCUGAAUUCAGCAACGUGAUCACAGGAGCUCCGUCGUCGUCGUCGUCAUCAACAACCCAGAGGACCUCCGCUAGCCCCCAGAAACCUCGAGUGGUCUAUCGGACUGUGUUCCACACUAGGGUCAACCAGGACCAAACCAGGCCGGGACCGGUGGACUGUUUCACGCUAGCCGGCUCCUUUCCAUCUGGCGCUAACGGCGAGCUACCGCAGUGCGGAGGGAACGUCCCCAAGGGUGGUGCAUCGGGCCCCGGCUACGAGGAAAGGGCCUGCACUCUGGGGAGGAUGAGGUCCAUGCCCCGCAGCGUGCUGGACCUGCAGCUGUCCAAAUCCUUGUCCAAGUCUGACUCCAACCUGGUUGCCGUGUCUCCCAUUCAGGAGGAGAACAUUUGUUGUUCCGGAUCUCGCGGUCAAGAUUCCGGCGGUGGCGGCACCAUUUCGACGGGAAAGCUGGAAAGAACGCCCUCCUUCACGGCCGAGUGGGAGGAGAUCGACAAAAUUAUGAGCUCCAUCGGGGCGGGGAUCGGCAGCGGAAUGGACGCGAAGGCGGUCGCUACAGGUCCCCGCUGCCCGCUGCAGUCCGUGGGCCAGUGGCUCGACUCCAUCGGCUUGGUCCAGUACGAGAACCACCUGCUGGCCAACGGCUUUGACAACGUCCAGUUCAUGGGCAGCAAUGUGGUGGAGGACCAGGACCUGCUGGAGAUUGGCAUCCUCAACUCGGCACACAGACAGCGCCUCCUGCAGGCCAUACGGCUGCUGCCCAGGGUGAGGCCGGUUGGCUACGAUGGCAACAACCCAACGUCGGUGGCCGAGUGGCUGGAGUCUCUGGAACUGGGCGACUACACCAAGUCCUUCCUCGUCAACGGCUACACGUCCAUGGAGCUGGUCAAGAAGAUCUGGGAGAUCGAGCUCAUCAACGUUCUGAAGAUUAGUCUCAUCGGCCACAGGAAGCGGAUCUUAGCCUCGUUGGGCGACCGGCUACUCGAGGACACGCCCCAGAAACCUCCGCGGGCCAUCUCCCUACGGGAGCCCGGCGGGAACCACACGCCCCCCCAGCUCAGCCCGGCGGUGUGCCCGGCAGCGUACACGGCGGGCAUCCCCGGCGGAUCGCUGGACGUGCAGCACCUCAUCAUGCAGGCGGAUGCGCGGCGCCGACAACGCAGCAACGACAACUACUUUGACGACGUGCCGCGGUCCAAACUGGAGCGGCAAAUGGCCCAAGUCAGCAUGGCAGGCGAGUGGUGCGAGCCAAUAACGUUGCGGCCACCAAACGAGGCCACCUCAUCCACGCCGGUGCAGUACUGGCAGCACCACCCCGAAAAACUCAUCUUUCAGUCGUGCGACUACGAAGCCUACUAUUUGGGCUCCAUGCUGGUGAAGGAGCUGAGAGGCACCGAGUCUACGCAUGACGCUUGUGCCAAGAUGAGGAAGUCGACGGAACAGAUGAAGAAAGUGCCGACCAUAAUCCUGUCCGUGUCCUACAAGGGAGUCAAGUUCAUCGACGCCACUAAUAAGAACAUCAUCGCAGAGCACGAGAUCCGCAACAUCUCGUGCGCGGCCCAGGACCCCGAGGACCUGUCCACCUUUGCCUACAUCACCAAAGACCUCAAGUCCAGUCACCACUAUUGCCACGUCUUCACCGCCUUCGACGUGAACUUGGCGUACGAGAUCAUCCUGACGCUGGGCCAGGCCUUCGAGGUGGCCUACCAGCUGGCCCUGCAGGCGCGGAAGAGUGGCCACGGCUCGUCCACGCUGCCCGAGAGCUUCGACGGAAAGCCCGGCAAACCCGUGCCCAAGCCUCGCGUCAACAUCCGCAAAUCCGUCAUCAUGCCCCCCUCCAGCCGCUGGUCACUGGGCCACAUUUACACCCCCCACCGGCCUCCUCUCCACCCUCCACUUCCUCCCUCCCGACUCUUCCAUCUUCCUCACAAAGCUCAGUCGCAGAUGGAGCAGGCGUCCAUGGAGCAGAAGGGCCACGCCAACGUGCCGUGGAUAGUGGAGCCGGCUCAGGAGGCCAAGAGAGGAGUCAACACCAAGGCAGUGGCGGACGCUCAUGUCUUUUACUGCGGAAAUCAAAGAAUGUAGCCAGCCGUAAACACGGACCUUGUCGCACGUAGAAUACAAAACAGGACGCUCUUGCACACUUUUGAAAGGACUACAAACAUGGACGCCAUCCCCCUCGCCCCACUUCCCCAAUCCCUGUGUUUAAGGUUGACUACACAUCGUUCCCAUCAUGCACUGAGGCUUGACGCACUGGACCAACACACACACACACACACACACACACACACACACACACACACACACACAAACUGCAUGGCGACAGACCGUCCACUCUGAAUGUUUGAACGCAGCCCCCGACCUUUGAACUUUUGGGAGGUCUACACAGAGAUGGACAGCGGGCACGUGUCAAUGUUGCUUAUUUUUUCUUCCUUUUUUUUCUUUUUUUAAUUACACUUGAAGGUGAGAAGUUUAAAAACGAUCUUCUGGUAUGGGCCGACAUUUCAAUGUUUAACAUGAGAGUAUUAUUAUAUGACCAUGAUGAUAUCUUGUGCAAUUCUUGUCUACUGUUGUCUCAAUGUUACAUUAUUUUUCUAUGCGCUUGAGACCGGCGGCCCCUUUAAAAAGAAGCGCGAAUGUGUCGACCCUUCAUCACUUCUCAAGGGGCUCUUCUCUCGCAGACGGACUAUUUUUCAAAGGUAGUGUCGCUCUAUUAUUUGGAUCGGAGGCUAUCCGCGUAUAAAAUGUACAUAGAUAUUUUGCCAACUCAUUGUUCAUACCUGUAAUGUAAGAGAUGGACAGAAUAAUAAAGGACUUGCAGUAUGUGGCACUGGAAAGGAGCUACCAAAAUAAAGAGUUUGAAAAGUGGUAGAUUCUGUAGAGAUGUAUUUGGCGUGAUAUCACUGCUGACCAACUCAUGUAAAUAGGCUUGGGCUUCCAGCACGCUGAUUUUUUGUAAUUUUUGCCAUUAUUUAUAACCCUGUAAAGCACAUGGAAUAAAAUAUGACUUGUACAACCAUGA
This is a messenger RNA of Entelurus aequoreus (snake pipefish), 5494 nucleotides long. It is a transcript of the gene anks1b, whose product is annotated as ankyrin repeat and sterile alpha motif domain containing 1B. Gene Ontology annotation, molecular function: protein binding. The transcript is spliced from 30 exons. The record is from RefSeq and is a predicted model, not a curated record. Gene Ontology annotation, cellular component: cytosol. NCBI's taxonomy places the organism in Eukaryota, Metazoa, Chordata, Actinopteri, Syngnathiformes, Syngnathidae. Bases 538 to 4557 code for a protein of 1339 amino acids.